GUCUUUCUUUCUUGUUCCAAAAAACUUGUUUUGUCAUCCCUUUCUCCUUCCAUCUUUACAUAAUGUCAGCCAUAUCCGAUGAUGCUAUUCGUAAUAUCUUUGUAGAACUUCAAGCCAAGUACAUCUCUAGUCAACAACAAGUUAACACAGUUAAAGCUCAAAUCCAAAACAAACAACGUGAACGUAAAAUGGCAGAAUUGACUCGACAAGAACUUGAUACCCUUGAUUCAAACACUCAUACGUAUAAACCUGUUGGAAAGAUGUUUAUUCAAUCACCAUUGUCUGAAAUGAAAAAGGAAUAUGUGAAAGGUAUUGAAAAGGCUGAUGAACAAAUCCAACAAUUAGAGAAAUCACAAAAAUAUUGGGAACGAUCUGCAGCAGAAGCACAAGGCAACCUGAAGGAUUUAUUGAACGGACCUCGAUCCAUGUAGUUUAGUUUACUAUAGUUAUUUUUUUUAAUAGUUUUAGUUUAGUGAAUAGAAUCUAUUUCAAUUUAUCAAAUAAAAGAAAUAAAAAAAGAUAACGGUAUGUAUAUAUAUAUA
Molecule: messenger RNA, 542 nt
Organism: Halteromyces radiatus
Lineage: Eukaryota; Fungi; Mucoromycota; Mucoromycetes; Mucorales; Cunninghamellaceae
Product: Prefoldin
Exons: 3
Coding region: 63-431 (122 amino acids)
Biological process (GO): protein folding
Cellular component (GO): prefoldin complex; cytoplasm
Molecular function (GO): protein folding chaperone
Source: RefSeq, a predicted model, not a curated record